This is a messenger RNA of Symbiodinium sp. CCMP2592, 3195 nucleotides long. NCBI's taxonomy places the organism in Eukaryota, Dinophyceae, Suessiales, Symbiodiniaceae. The record is from the annotation of a GenBank genome assembly.
AUGGAGCCGUUUCUCCGGGAGGAGAUGACCAAGGAUAUCCGAAUGGAUGGCUGUUCUGUUGUCAUGCGCUGGACAUUAAGGAGCGUUGAGCAGGAGCUUCGUCGUGUGCAGAACUGGCGCAAUGAAGGCGGGCCUCUCGCACCGGAAGGUGUUGACAUUGUCAUCCAAUGGGGCGGCAAUGACGUCUAUGGCGAGUACGGUUACAAGGGGUUCUCUUUUCACAUGCGCAAUCAGUGGGUCAGGAUUGACGACCCCAUGCACGACAAGCUCGUGAACUGGGAGACAAAGGCGCUCAAGGCCGUCGAGGAUGCGAAAGAUGCCCUGGUUGCGCUUUCCUCCCGGGAGGGAGUGUCGUCUGUCACUAUGGUAGCCGGCCCCCACAAUGGGGAGUUCUACGGUCUUCCUGAGGUGUAUGAUCUCGAGAUGGACAGGCACACUGAGGAUUUGAAGAAGCGGGGGAUUCGUAUCGUGGAUCCCCAGGCGCUGAUCCUGGCCACCGAGAGAUACGACAGCUUCCACAUGGAGGCGACGCAUGAAAAUGUCAAGAUGACCACGAUGUGGUACUUCCACCUCGCGUCGGCCAUCAUGCUUGAACGAUGGCUCGUCAAGCAUGCGAUGGAGCUCAAAGCCAAUUCGCGUGGCAUCUUAUUUCAUAACCAUUUUCAUCUUGGUUUCGGCUUGGAAGAGCUCGACAUCCCGCCAACAACUGAUCUGCUGAUUCCGGCAGCGGCGGAGAUGGUCACCUUCCCACCCGAGGCGCCACCGGUGCAGCGCUAUCCGGAAGAAGAGAUCGUUCUCAACCAGCCCAUUCUCUCUUUAGAGAAGAUCGAUGAGAUCGAGGGUGUGGCUCCUAUUGAUUUCGUUGGGGAAAUAAUGCGUGAGUCGGAAGACAUCACUGUUGAAGAUCAGGUUCUUUUGAACCCGAACCCCGAUGAGGAGCACAUCACCGUGGAAACGGUUGACCCUGGAUCUGUCGAAGAGAAGGCUGUGCUUGAGCGUAUCGCUGUCGUGGAUCAGGUGAUGACGUCCGAGGAAGCGGCGAGCGUGGCUGAAGAGCUUGGCAUUGCUCCCUAUGAGUUUGUUGAGCCCAAUGUCAAUGCGACUUCUGUAGUGGACGGAGAGGCAGCGUCUACCGUUGCCACAUCCGAUAUCCCGACGGAAGUCUGGAACUCUGGCCCGAUGAACAUUGAUUAUGGACGCAUGGGCUACUUUCGCCUCAAUGAGAUGGAGUGCGUUUCUCUGGGCAAGAAGCUUAGCUUUCACCUGCGAGGCCAUGCGAAGGAGAAGGGCUUCAAGACGUGCGAAUUUGAUGAAGAGCAGGCUGCCGAAAUUGGAGAUGUCCUGAAAGUCACCGGCAAACAAUGGUCGAGGCUAACGGUCAUGACCAUUAUCGACCUUCUUACUUCGCGUCACUGCGACAAAGGCCGCUUUGAGCUCCAGGCGGAAGCCUCGGACGAAGACACCCGGCUAGGGAACUUCACCAGAAUUCGUGCUUUUCAGGGCCACAACGCGUGUCUUCUGGUCCUUGAUGGCAACCCCAAGAAGACCACUGUAAAGCAAUGGGCGCUUGACCAUUGGGUUCCAUCGUACACCGUCAUGCCUUUGACGGGUCCCUACCCUUAUCGGGCCACGUCGUUCGAUCUGAUGCCUAAGCUUGGCUACCAUGCCACUUACUGGCGCAAUUUCUCGAAGAUCGUGAACGCUGGCCUCAUCCCGGGAGGGAAGAUGACGUCCAAGGGCAACAGUGGCAGGCCGUUCAUCAUGAUGGCCAAGGACAAAAGCGUCGCCACUCCGAUCUAUGGCGAACGCGAACGCGGCCAUCAGGGACUCGUUGAUGCCAAUGGCUAUUGCUACAACUACAUUGUGGCAGGCCUAGGGGCUAUGAAUUUCGAUUCCGGGCGGGAUGCAGCUAUGGCUUGCAAUGAUGUCUAUGACCUCGAUUUCUAUCCAGUGCAUGCUGUUGGUCUUGAGGUCAGCAUCCCGGAAGGGCAUGCCUUGCACAACAUCGGCUCACUUUACCAGAUGGUGGUUCAUGUUGCUCCCAGGCACCCACAUCGCAAGUGCAGGAGUGAGGCUGAUUGGCGACGACAGGAAAACAUCAGCAUUCCUUCUUUCGGCUGUCCGUCGUGUGGCAAUUCCAACAUUGACGGGCCCUUGAGAAUGGCAGAGCCAAGAGAGUUGCCGAAGGGUGAGCCUAUGGAUUACAGAACAUUGCAACCUCGCGGCUUCGUGAAUGCCAACAGGGCCACCGGGCACAAGAAAGACAGGAGCGCAGGAUCCGGACCGGCGGCUAUCCGACAACAAGCCGCAAAGUACCUAGGAAAGGCCUUGAAAGACGGGGUGCGCGCGGUCAUGGAGCGCCGCUCUCGUGAUCCCUUUCAGUCCUACAACAACGCUAGGACGCGCCAGAUGAUCGAAGACCGAACGGGCUUCGAAGGGUCUGCGAAAGUGUGCUUCUCAUUCCCGUCGGAAGACCAGGACCUUACGUUGACGAACCACUGCUACGUGGCAUUUGUUGACCGGUUCUACAAGUUGGAUGAGGCAGCACUACUUGCUUUCGCGGUGCACCGCAACGACUGCACCCUUGAGAUCUUGGGCUUCAGUGGUCGCGUGCUAAAGCCAGCAGGUCCCGCAGUGCAGAUCCUUGCCCGGAUUGUCGGCUUCUUUCAAGAUGAGGUCCAUUAUGCCGUCGAAAGGGGGGAGAGCGUGCCUGAGUUGGUCAUCCCACAAGGCGAGGAGCUUCGCAUCCCGGAAGGGCUUGCCACUCUCGGCGAUCGCCAGCUCAACGAGCUGUUGGUGAACAAUAAGUUUGCCCGCGUGAUGCCAAGUGGCGGAAAUGUCAAUGAGAGGACGGGAUAUGCUGUUCGUGCUGGGGCGACUACCAGGGGCCGUUCUGCCCAGCCACCAUUUCCCAAGGCUAGACCUUCCACAGGAAGCGCAUCAGCUGCACAUCGUUCUGGUUCGGUACCUCCCAAGUCUCGUGCUCGUCCACGUGAGCCAUCCCCAGCUGUUGCGGCAACAGGGAUGCGGCCAACUGAGCCGAAUUAUCCGCCGCCCGGGAGGGAUGUGCCAGCUUCAUCUUCUGCGGGAUCCAAUCGUCCGCCCGAGCCUGCUGCUCCGCCGACACAUGGACACGUCGCAGCUAAGGAAGCCUUACUUCACUCGCCACGAUGCUCUUCUGUGGGCGAGACUUAA